Messenger RNA from Penicillium verrucosum, 1740 nucleotides. Its product is annotated as sulfatase family protein. The record is from RefSeq and is a predicted model, not a curated record. Gene Ontology annotation, biological process: phenol-containing compound metabolic process. The transcript is spliced from 5 exons. Gene Ontology annotation, molecular function: arylsulfatase activity; glycosaminoglycan binding; N-acetylglucosamine-6-sulfatase activity. Lineage: Eukaryota; Fungi; Ascomycota; Eurotiomycetes; Eurotiales; Aspergillaceae. The coding region runs from base 1 to 1740 and encodes 579 amino acids.
AUGAGGUUUGAAUAUAUUGUGAGCUUCGGCCUGUUGCUGGCCACUUCGGUAGCAAAUGACUCUCUUGAAGAUGCGAGUGCGCUUGCAUCAACCGAUUCCAAUGUUGUGACAAAGCCCAACUUUCUCUUCAUCAUGACAGAUGAUCAAGAUCUCAAGCUCAACUCGCUGAGUUAUACACCGUUGACCAUGAAGCACAUGGCGAAAAAGGGUACCACUUUUUCCAAUCAUUUUAUUACAACGGCCUUGUGUUGCCCAUCUCGUGUCAGCUUGCUCACUGGUCGUCUGUCACACAAUACCAAUGUCACGGAUGUGAAUCCACCGUGGGGCGGAUAUCCAAAGUUCAUUGCUCAGGGGUUCAAUGAUAACUAUCUACCGGUCUGGCUGCAACAAGCAGGAUAUGAUACAUAUUACACGGGCAAAUUGAUGAAUUCGCACUCAUUGGAAUACUACAACAAACCACACGCUGCUGGCUUCAAUGGUUCUGACUUUGUCUUGGACCCCUAUACCUAUGACUAUAUGAAUGCAACCUAUCAGCGGAAUCAUGAUCAACCUGUCAGUUACCUAGGUCGUCAUACCACAGAGGUUCUGCGGGAGAAGUCAUUAGGCUUUUUGAACGAUGCUUUGGCUGGAGAACGACCCUUUUUUCUUACUGUCACACCCAUUGCUCCUCACUCGAAUAUGAAUGGAACGUACGGAGGUGGCGCUGGACCCCUAUGGAUGGAUGAACCUAUCCCAGAAGAACGCCAUAAACAUCUUUUCCCGGAUGCGAAGGUUCCUCGAACCGCUAACUUCAACCCAAAAGAGCCAACUGGUGUGAGCUGGAUUCACGAUCUUCCGUAUCGAAACCAGUCUGUAGUGGACUACAAUGACCACUACUAUCGCCAACGGCUUCGAGCACUUCAAGGCGUUGAUGAACUAGUUGAUAAUCUGAUCACACGUCUUGAGCAAUCAGGAAAGAUUAACAAUACCUUCAUUAUCUACACCUCGGACAACGGAUUCCACAUUUCCCAGCAUAGGUUGCCUCCAGGAAAGACCUGCGGUUUUGAGGAAGAUAUCCGGGUUCCUUUUAUGAUCCGUGGGCCUGGAAUUCUAGAGAACCAUAUCGACGAAACUAUUACUACACAUAUCGAUAUCGCCCCAACUCUGUUCGAGCUCGCCGGUCUCCCCCUAAGAUCCGACUUUGAUGGUACUCCUAUGCCAACCUCCAAACCCAAUGAAGAGGCCCAUGAGCAUGUUACAGUUGAGUUCUGGGGACGUGGAAUGCUCGAAGGAGGCCUAUCAAAUCUCGGUGUUCCCACUGUGCCCAAUAAUACCUAUAAGGCUGUUCGUGUCCUUGCAGAUGAGUACAACCUCUUCUUUUCAGUGUGGUGCAACAAUGAGCAUGAGCUCUAUGACUUAACCGCGGAUCCUUACCAGGUAAAUAACCUGUGGAAGAAGGAUCUUGAGGAGAUUGAAGUACUUGGUUAUGCGAUGUCGGAGGUCGUCCCAAGACUUGAUGCACUUCUCAUGGUGUUGAAGUCAUGUAGAGGCUCCGAAUGUGUCAAGCCAUGGGGUACUCUACAUCCGGAUGGCUCGGUUACGAGUCUAAAGGGUGCAUUGGACCCGAAGUUUAACUCUUUUUAUCAUUCACAACCCAAGGUUUCCUUUGAUCGUUGUGUAUAUGGUUAUGAGAUUGAUGCUGAAGGACCCCAGGAGGCAUUCGCUUAUAAAGAUGGAUACAGCUUGGAAUCUUGGGUCUGA